AUGCACUGCUCCUCGGCCCGCGAGCCCGCUCCUCAGAACGUCCCUAGCGACACCAGCAGCUCGCCAGCGGAAGCGUCGGCGGGUGCUGCUGCCGAUGGCCUAACUCUGGCGGACAUCACCACGACAUCACCCCUAGCAACCACUGGAAGCGGAGCGCUGGUGUCCGCCGCCGGAGCGUCAGCGGGGUCGCCGGGGUCAUCCUUUUCCUCCCCGUUACCACCACAGCAGCAGGUUCAGGGGCAUGGACAUGGGCAGGCAGCGUCCACUGCGUCGCCUCCAGCGCCAGCGCCUGGGCCAGGUCUCCCCGGGGACGGCGGCGAUGCCACAGCCGCCGGCGCCGCCACGGCUGGCAUCUCCCUGCCGCCGGUCCUUCAGCGUCUGCUGGCUUGGCUGGCCUCCGUGUGGUCUGCUGUACAGCAGUUCCCUGUCUGGGUACAAAUGCAGCACCUGCGGCGGCUGCGGGAGGCUUGCGAGGAGGAUCCCAAGUUAGCCCGGUUGUGCACUUCCCGAAUCCCACACCACGAUGCUGCUGACGCUGACAAGCACGCCGCCUACCUCGCGGAGCUGGCUCGCACCAAUCCCCGGGAGGUCCUGGCCAGGGUGGAGUCCCGGCAGUUUGGGAUCAACGCGGCAGUGGUGGCCGAGUACCUGCGGGCGCUCGUGGCCACGGGCAAAGUUUCUGAGCUGGUGAAGGCGGAUGGUUCAGCCGCAGCCGCAGUCAUGCCACAGUCUUCGUUCCUGUUUUCUUCGCCCCAUUCGGAGGGGGCCCCGCCACGGACGCUGACGGAGCUGCUGCGUGACCUGCAUGUGAGAGGUUUGGCCUUCGCCGGGGCUUGGGGACUGGGGGGUCGGAGGAGGAGGCAGGAGCAACUGGUGUCAGCGGCAGGUGACGGCGCCCCAGCUGGUGACGGCGCGGGUGGUGCUGGUGGUCUGGUUUCUUCUCUGGGUCUGGAGGUCCCGGGAUCAUCCGUACGGCGACCGUUGCACGUGGUGGUGGGGGGCUUGGCGCCACUGCAGCAAAUGGUGGCUGCCGCGCCAUCCGCCGCGAAGGUGCCCCUGCUGCUGCGGCCCCUGACGCUGCUGUGGCGGCUGACUAGCUUCGCGGUGCUGCUGGUGGUGCUGGCCUUCGCGUACAUAGCAGGGAGCCAGGCCAUCCGGAGGGUCCAGGCCAGCGGUGGCGCCUUUGUCAACCCUGCUGCUGUUGGCGCCGGGCCACCGGUUUCAGCUGCUGGCGGUGGCGGCAGUGGUUCCGGAGCCUCCGCCUCCUCGUCUUCCGGGGCUCCCAGCGUGGAGCCCAAGGAGUACAAGAAGGACGAGCUGCCAGAGAAGUCAAUCCGUACCUUCAAGGACGUGAAGGGUUGUGACGAGGCCAAGGAGGAGCUGCGCGAGGUUGUUGAGUUCCUGAAGAACCCCGGCAAGUUCACCCGGCUGGGUGCCAAGCUGCCCAAAGGAGUGCUGCUGACGGGGCCUCCGGGGACUGGGAAGACGCUGCUGGCCAAGGCGGUGGCGGGUGAGGCGGGUGUUCCGUUCUUCUACCGAGCGGGAUCUGAGUUCGAGGAGCUGUACGUGGGGGUGGGGAGCCGCAGGAUGCGCGCUCUGUUCGCCGCUGCCAAGAAGCGCUCCCCCUGCAUAGUGUUCAUCGACGAAAUUGACGCCAUCGGCGGUAACCGCAAGGCCUGGGAGAACCACACACGCAAGACACUCAACCAACUGCUGGUGGAGAUGGACGGGUUCGAGUCGACGGACGGCAUCAUCGUGAUGGCCGCCACCAACCUGCCUGAGAGCCUGGACCCCGCACUCAAGCGACCCGGGAGGUUCGACAGACAGGUUGCCGUACCUCUCCCUGACAUUAAAGGGCGUCGUGACAUCCUGGAGUACUACCUCUCCGAUAAGCCCCUGGGACCUGACGUGGACCGGGAGCUGCUGGCCAGGCAGACGCAGGGCUUUAGCGGCGCUGACCUGUCCAACCUGAUUAACGAGGGCGCAAUUCUGGCCGCGAAAGAGGGCGCCGACGCCAUUACCCAGCGCAUGCUGGACUGGGCGUACGACAAGAUCUUAAUGGGAGUGGAGCGCAAGAGUGUCAAGCGCACGCUGGAGGCGCGGCGCCGCACCGCCUUCCACGAGGCCGGCCACGCCCUGGUGGCUCUCGCUACCCCCGGUGCCUCCCCCAUACACAAGGCCACCAUCGUGCCCCGGGGACAUGCCCUGGGUAUGGUGACGCAGGUGGGCCGCGAGGACGAGUUCUCCAUCAACCGGCAGCAGAUGUUGGCCCGCAUCCGGGUGUGCAUGGGGGGCACUGUGGCGGAGGAGCUGGUGUUCGGGAGCGAACAGGUCAGCAGCGGGGCAACGGACGACCUGAGGCAGGCCACCUCCAUGGCCCGCCACAUGGUUGCCGAGUGCGGCAUGAGCACCGCCAUAGGGCCCGUGUAUGUGGCGGCACACGAGGAGCGGCACGGCGGUGCGGGGGUGUCUGAAGCCACCCGGCAGCGAGUGGAUGCGGAGGUGGCGACCAUGUUGGCAGACGCUAAGGAGGUGGUGAGGGCACUGCUCUUGGAGAGAAUGCAGGAUUUAACCACCUUGGCCGAGGCGCUCCUAGACAAGGAGACCCUCACCCGCGAGGAGAUCAACUCCCUGCUGCAACAAGGGGACCAGCAGACACCACCACCACAAACGCCGGGCGGUGGAGGCGGCGGGGGCGGCAGUGGAGGAGGGGGAGGUGGGGGCCGUCGGGAUCGCGAGGGCGAGGAGCCCCUGGAGGGGGAUCCGGCUCCUGCCGCCGCGCAGGUGGCAGGAUGGGCUGCGCCGCAGUCCGCUGUUAGGGCGCCAGACUCCGCUACCGAUAGCGCCACUCCCACUAGUGGUAGUAGCAGGCAGCACCAGCAGCAAGAGUCGAUUCCAGUGGGUAGGAACGGUUUCACUUCCACGUCAGCACGGGCCACAACCACUGAGGCCAACUGGGUCGGUGCGACUGACCCAGGGGACGGUAGGGUUGUGGUCAUGCAAGGCCAGAGGUCCCCUGCGGCGCCUUCGACGGCUUCGCAGCUAGGUACCGGUGUUGCUCCAGAUCGAGGAGGAGCUGCAACCGGACCUGGUGUGGGGCGAAAUGGCGAAUUGGCCUGGGCGCGCGCGCAGCGGGAGCUGAGCGGCGACACGGUGGCAGGAGUUUCAGGUUUGGACGCAUAUGCAGGAACGGCAGCGACAGCUCCUGUGUCGAGUAAUGACGGUGAUGAGGAUGGGCAGCAAGCAGGCGGGGAAGGCGGGGCGGCGUGGAGUAGGUUGGCGCACGAGGGGUUCUCCUGGUUUAUAGCUGGGUAGGGCGUUUCCUCACCACAAUACAAUGCACGCUGUCCUGCGCGGUCUACAGUUGGAGGUCUCCGCUGAGCCCAAGUUUACAUUGUAAGCAGCGCGCUGGUCG
Volvox carteri f. nagariensis is the source of this 3415-nucleotide messenger RNA. RefSeq lists its product as uncharacterized. Lineage: Eukaryota; Viridiplantae; Chlorophyta; Chlorophyceae; Chlamydomonadales; Volvocaceae. The transcript has 20 exons. Gene Ontology annotation, cellular component: chloroplast thylakoid; membrane. Gene Ontology annotation, biological process: proteolysis. The coding region runs from base 1 to 3315 and encodes 1104 amino acids. The record is from RefSeq and is a predicted model, not a curated record. Gene Ontology annotation, molecular function: metalloendopeptidase activity; ATP hydrolysis activity; ATP-dependent peptidase activity.